GUGCUAUAUCCGAAACGUACGAAAUAUAGUAAAUAUCGUAAAGGCAGAUGUAGUAAGGGUUGCAAACCGGAUGGUACACAACUGGGUUUUGGAAGAUAUGGCACUAAAAGUUGUAGAGCUGGUCGUCUUUCAUAUCGAGCCAUUGAAGCAGCGCGUCGGGCUACAAUCGGACAAUUCCAUCGUGCUAUGAGCGGACAAUUCCGAAGAAAUGGUAAGAUAUGGGUAAGAGUUUUCGCGGAUCUCCCUAUUACCGGGAAACCUACAGAAGUAAGAAUGGGAAGAGGAAAAGGAAAUCCAACGGGUUGGAUUGCUCGUGUGUCUACGGGACAAAUCCUAUUUGAAAUGGAUGGUGUGAGUUUGUCAAAUGCUCGACAAGCCGCUACAUUAGCGGCGCAUAAACUAUGUUUGUCAACCAAGUUUGUUCAGUGGUCGUAA
This is a messenger RNA of Cannabis sativa, 435 nucleotides long. Lineage: Eukaryota; Viridiplantae; Streptophyta; Magnoliopsida; Rosales; Cannabaceae. The record is from the annotation of a RefSeq genome assembly.